Messenger RNA from Colletotrichum gloeosporioides, 1581 nucleotides. RefSeq lists its product as uncharacterized. Gene Ontology annotation, biological process: regulation of DNA-templated transcription. Gene Ontology annotation, molecular function: DNA-binding transcription factor activity. The record is from RefSeq and is a predicted model, not a curated record. Bases 1 to 1581 code for a protein of 526 amino acids. The transcript is spliced from 3 exons. NCBI's taxonomy places the organism in Eukaryota, Fungi, Ascomycota, Sordariomycetes, Glomerellales, Glomerellaceae.
AUGACGCGAUCAGCUUCCGCAGAGCCUUCGAAGCCGGCCAAGCGCAAGGGCACCAGAAGCGUCUCUACCUUGACGCCGUCUCAGCUGGCGCGCAAGCGUGCCAACGACAGAGAAGCCCAGCGGGCCAUCAGAGCCAGGACAAAGGAGCACAUCGAGAGACUCGAGCGAGAGCUUGAAGAACUCAAGAGCGAACGCAACCGCGACCAAAGCCAGACCGUUCAGGAGCUCUUGCGCAAGAACAAGGCCCUUGAAGAGGAACUGUUCAAGCUCCGUGAGAGCGUGGGCAUUCCCAACGGGCAGUCUUACCCAAACUCAGGUACGGCUGCCGCAGCUGCCUCGUCCUCUGCGUGGGUGUCUCUUGUUCGUGCUGACUCGGCUCCAGUAUACGACGACAACCUCAGUUCUAUCAGUGGGGCUGUCCCGAGUCCCAGAUCUUCACCAUUCCCAUCAAACGGUGAUUACAACGUGAUGCAAGAACUCGGCCCCUCGUAUGUGCCCAUGCCGGAUGCGUCAGAGUCAUGGGGCCCAGGCAUUCCCGUUUCCGUUCCCUCGACCGUUUCUAGCCCGUCAUCGUCGGCCAACACGGACGAGUACGGCGCAGGCUACAUCCCCACGAGCGUCCCCGCGCCGAUGAUGGACGCCCGUAGCAUCCCGUCCAAGAUGGAGUACGACGACGUCGACUCUGUUUCUAGACGCUGGCUACCCGCACAACCAUCAUCCCAUGGGCCACCAACACGUUCCCAUGGCUCAUCAUCAUCAGUCAUACCUCCCUCACCAGCAGUCGUGGAAUUCGUAUCCAACCCCGGUGUACUACCAACAACCGUCGGCCCAUUGAUUCGCCAGCCAGGCACCACCCUCUGGGAGAUUCCGACACUCAUCGUCCCGCCAACUUGUCGAAUCGACCAGCUGUUGGUUGGCUUCAUCCAGGAUUGCCGCCGACUGUCCCAGCUCAAACCCCUUGACUCGCUCCUCCGACCUGCCAGGGUCAACAUGAAGAACUUCCUCGAAUACCAUCCUACUUCACCUACCAAUUCACCCCCAAGAUGCCAGCUAGCCGAUCUCGACCGUGCCGCUUCCAACUCUGCCGCGGCUUCCGGUGCCAAUCAUCCCAUGGCCGAGCUCAUUACCGCCCUCGUCAACAAGGCCGGCGUGACCAACGUCAUCGAACGCCUCGCUGUCUUUGCGGUCAUCCAGCGGGCCGUCGCUUGGCUGGUGCAUCCGACGCGCGAGGCAUACAUGGCCAUGGUACAAGAGCUCACGCCCAAGCCGAUCCAGACGGCCAUCCCACACCCGCAAUGGGUCGACCUCAUCCUCUGGGCCCCCUUACGCAGUGCCAUCAUCGAGCGGCAGGAUGCAUACGCAAACGAAGAAUUCCAGGCCGUUUACUCGUCUAGUCUGAGGCUCAUCAACUGGCCGUGCCGACCAAUCGAUGCCCUUGUCGUCGACCCGCAGUCUGGAGAAAUGUGGCUGAGUGACACCUUCACAGCCCACGCCAUGCGCGUCGAAAACUGGCGUCUCAAUGAGAACUUCGUAAGACGCUACCCUGAACUCCGUGGCUGCGUUGCCGUCGAAGGGUCAUAG